UGACGUAUUUCACAUGUGCACUCGUGGAAGCUGUCAGAUUGUCAACAUGCUUUUAUCAAUAUUUGGACAGAUGUCAUCACAGAGGAAAAUAGAGUGAGUGGAACAUCAUAUCAGAUCAUGGAUUUUGAAGUAAUUGUAUAAUGCUAGAGAGUUCACUCAGCUUACAUAAUGGGUGCUAUAGAGUCACAUGAUUUUGCCCCGGUUCGAGACGAUGAACGGAAAGAGCUCAACUUGAGCCGAAGAAUCACUUACAAACAGUAUUUGAAGCAUCUGGAUGGAGAUUGUCAUGAAGCAUGCCUUUCAGAGAUACCUUGGAGCAUCAGAGACUCCAUUUGCCUUUAUGAAAGGAUGAAUGUGUCUUUUAAUGCCAUAACAGAGCUCCCACCGGAACUCCCUCUUCGGUUACCUCACCUCUACUUCCUGGAUCUCAGUCAUAACCAGAUUGAAACUCUUCCAGAUAGCUUUGGACUUCUCUUCCAUUUAAAAACACUCCUGUUAAAGUACAAUAAGCUGCACUCAUUACCGCAGUCUUUUGUUCAUCAUGUAAAGCUGGAGAAAAUUGAUUUGUCACACAAUUUGCUCAAAGAACUUCCAGAAGGUAUAGGGAAAAUGGAAUCAUUGUCAAAGUUAAAUGUCUCUAAUAAUAAAUUAAAAAUGUUACCAGUGUCCCUUGGUAACUGUAAAACACUGACACUGUUACUAGCUCAGGGAAACAGGCUGAAUGAGCCUUCACAAAGUAUAUGUGAUGAAGGAUCAGAGGUAACCAUGAAGUUUUUGAAGCAGAAAUAUUUUUCCCUACAUCCGUAUACGGAUCGCCUUACCAGCAGUAAUCUGAAUGAAUUUGUCCGAGUUCGAGGAAACCAGCUGCCAAGCUCUGUUCCCAAUCCUCACUCUGCUCAUGUACAGUAUAUCCAGAAUCAAACUCACACAACAAACACACCAAGUAGAAUUAAAAGUCCGCUAUUACCUCCCCUUGGUGCAAGUGAACUUGAUGCAGAUGUACUGAGGGACAAGAUUAUUGGAAUGAUAUAUGGUGCUGCGAUAGGAGAUGCGGUGGGCCUGGCGACCAGGAGUAUGUCUGUGGAUGAGGCAGCCUUCCACUACAGCAGUACAGAUAUACAGUAUUCGGACAUUGUGGUGGACAGUCACCGUGUCCGCUGGAGACCUGGUGACUGGACUUCAAACUUUGACCUUUUUGUACUGGCUCUGGACUCUGUGAUAUCCUGGGGAGGAGUUGUUGAUGAGUUGGACUUCGCCAAGCGUCUCUCACUCUGGUGUCAGAAAGGUUUCCCUGAGCUUGGUGACACAGAGGGGAUCAUUCUCAGCCCAACUAUCCAACAGGUUACAUCUAAUAAGAUGUAUACAGAGAAACCACACAGUGUGUCAGCGGAUGUCUACCACACACAGUGGCCUCCGAAGACACAGAAUGGUAGCGUGCCCCAUUCCCCGACUACCAACACUGGUGUGUUUGGAGAGAGUGGUGACAGGACCAAUAACAACAAUGCUGGGCUGGAUCAUAAGAACUAUGUCCGCAGUGACAGUCUGGCGUCGUUUUCGUGUGGAGGAUGUGAAGGUCCUGGAGUAGAUAAUGGUGCUAUCAUACGGACUGCUGUAUUAGGAAUACCGUCCUUCUUCGAUCUGUCCGAGGUGGUCAAUAACACCACGAGGAUAUCUCGAGCCACCCACGCUGAUCCACGGUCAACAGCCUCCUGUGUGGUCAUCUCGGUUCUCAUAGCCCUAAUGAUACAGGGAAGAAAGGAUUUGUCUAAAGCUGAAAAUCUGGAGGAGAUAAUAGCUACAGCCAAACUUACUGGGAGAGAGAUCCUUAAGGACCCAGAACAAAUGGAGGAGUUCGACCUGUACUGUGAUAUAGAUAAUCUAGACAAUUUGACGGUGACGGAUCAGAGGAAAAUGGGUCACACGUUUAUGCCAUUAGGUGCUGGUCUGGCUAGCUUGAGAUCUGAUCAAGAUUUCAGAACAGCCAUUAUGAAACUGAUCAUGAAAACAGGAGAUGCAAACAGUAACGCGUGUGUGGCAGGGGCUCUCCUUGGUUGUAGGGAGGGAUUCUCUCAUCUCCCCAAACAUUGGGUGACAGGACUCAGGAAAAAACAAACUGCCUGGCUCAAUGUCAAAGUCAACAUUCUGUUAGAUAUGCUGGGCCUACCGUGACUAUUGUCACUUGGUGAUGUAUAAAGUGUUCUGGAAUGAUUAAAAUAAAAAGACAAUUAUCAUUGACAUUAAAUUGUGAGCAUAAUGACUAGACAAUGUGUUAAUUUAUGAUAUAAUUAAUUUUACUGCCAAUUAUCUGAACACGUCCUCAUGCCAUCUGUGAUAAAGUCAUUAGUGAUUGACAUUUUGUAGAUACCUACGUUACUUGUAGGAUAAACUACAUCCUGUUAUGUACAUACCUAUGUUACCUGUAGGAUAAACUACAUUCUAUUCUGUUAUCUGGCGUUCUUUUCAAGCUUUAAUCAUAAGAAUACUGAAUCAGGUGAUUUUACAAGUUCAAUAAAUGAAACUUUUAUGUGUUCAUAUGUUUAACAACUAUUUUUAGUUACUUCAAUUUGCAUAUUUUCCUUUCUGUUUAGUUUUACAUUACCAGUAACUAUUUUUCCCUUUCUGUUUAGUUUUACAAUACCAGUAACUAUUUUUCCCUUUCUGUUUAGUUUUACAAUACCAGUAACUAUUUUUCCCUUUCUGUGUAGUUUUACAUUACCAGUAAUCUGUUGUAAGCUCAAUACAUGUGUGUUAAUUUUCUGUUAAUGUGUACCAGUAUAUAGAUUUAUAUAAUAUUCAAUCUUAUGUAUUAAGUGGUUGUUGUAUUUCUGAUGUUGAAUAUAAUAAGAAAUAGUCACUUUUUAAUACGCAACUUUGUUAUGAUUUAUAUGAAGUAAUUAUCAUGAAAUUCACACUGACAUGUACUGCGGUAUGUUGUUUUGUCUUAGAUAUACAAACCUUAUAUGGACAUGUUAAAAUGUAUUAACAGAGUGGCUUACUAGUUAAGGUGUCCCGACACUUUUUCAUUAGCCCUCCACCUCUAGGUCGCAAGUUAGAAACCCACAUGGGGCAGUUGCCUGGUACUGACUGUAGCCGGUGGUUUUUCUCCAGAUAUUCUGGCUUUCAUCUACUUCCAAAACUUGGCACUUCCCAAUCUAAUUAAAAUUAGACUUGUAAUUUCCAUUCCUUUACGAUACUCUAUUAUGAUACACUGCAAUACAAGGUCUAACAAUAGCCUGUGGGAGGUCAUCUCAGCAUGACCUUUGAGCUUCAAAUAUAAGCCAAUGAAAACUGGUCAAUGGCAUCAUUAGUCAACCAAUGACAAACAGUCUUAGGUUGUGUCUCCUAAUUAGUAUUUACAACUCAAUUCAGUGCUUUAAUUUGAAAUACGCAAUAUUUCACAAACAUUAUUGGCAGAUCAUCUUAAUAGCCAUAGUAAUAAAAAGUUGCUAAUCCUCUGGAUGUUACAUCGAAGAACAGAAAACGAUUAUACAUUGUCUUGUCGACAGGAGGAAUUGUGUUGCCAAUUGAUUUCGAAAAUCGUUACCGUACAUGUUAUUCCCUUUCAAACUAUUUUUUUUUCUCACAAUGCUGUUGCCUUCACUGUCUAUCUCUCGUAAGAUUGAGGAAAAAACACACGGGCAGCACGUUUGUAAAACUAUAAAUUCGUUUAGGUGUUCUCUUCAAUGAGCCGGAGUGGAAGAUGCCAUAUUGUUUACUGUGGCUAUCGACCAUCGGAAUACCUCGGGAACAUUACGUAAGUAUCUAUACUUCCGAAGAAUGAAAUCACACCGAAAAUUUCAUAGGCGACACGCUGAUUGGCUGAGCUCAAAGGUCAUGCUGAGAUGACCUCUUACGGGGAGUCGUUAGAUCUUGUAUUGCAGUGUAUAGUCGAGGAGCGGAAAUUACAAGUCUUAUUUUAAUUAGAUAAUGGCAAUUCCUUAAAUGACCCUGGCUGUUAAGACGUUAAGCAAGGUAAACCAAACCAAAGUAUUUACAUUAAAAAAGACUUAAAGCCAAACUAUUGGAUACACCACAGUGACUGAUAUAAAACAGUUUUAACUGAUAACGAGCACCUCGUGCCCUCCUGAUGUAGCAGUAAUUUCUAUCAGUACACAUUUUGAUGUUAGUUAAAGCUAUGUUUUAGUGACAAUAUUGAAGUGACAAUUUUAGGACAAAGAAACCUUAAUACGAAAAAAAAUGUAAUACAGUUGUAAGGUUAUUUUGUGUAUGAAUUAUUUCAAAUAUGAUAAUAUUAAAAAAAAAGAGACGGGGGAGGGGGGUUACUGAAUUGUGGUGAUAAGUAUUUACUGCACAUUGUUUCUGCAUAGAUUUCAAUUUCAAUAUAUUUUAUUAUAUUUUAACAAACUUGAAAAGAUAGUACAAGUAGUAUAGCAUAGAAUAUAUAUUGCAUGCUAAUGAUCAAAAUAGGAAAAACUGUAGUUAUUAAUAUAUAAUUAUUAUAUAUCAAUCUGUUAGUAGUCUUUUCAGUAAUUGAUGUACAUGUGCAAUGUAUACGAAAAUAAACCAAAAAUAAAAAACAGUAGCAUAGUGUUAGGAUUUCAUCUGUUCAAAGGAAUACAUGUACCUGUUAUUAUCUAGCCAUUAUGAAACUCUAAAAGGUGUGAAACACUUCAGUGAAAUUACGUUUGUUAUUUUAUGUAUUAUACAAAAACACUAAUGUAUUAUUUUUAUGUGCGAGUCUGAAGGCAUGCUGUGCUAUAUGUCAAACAGACCUGUAGGUAUGCAUGCACAAGUUUCUUUUCCUGUGUUAACAUAAUUUAUAUUUGAUGUGAAUUGCUCAAUGUUUGACCUUCUAAUGAAGCAAUCUCCGACAUCAGACCAGUCCAACUUGUAUACAUACAGAAAUGUAUAAUAUGUUAACUUGUAUUGUGAUACCUCACAGUUCAAUAACCUUAUCAAAAUCAUUGAAUAUGAUUUAAUAUCAAUGAAAGAAUCAUUUUGUGUAAUUUGUAUCAUGAAGACCAAAGAAAUUUAAUGACUACACAGUAUGUCAGUGUUCCGUCCUUCGUUAUUUAGAUAAAACAUGAUGACCAGGAAAUAUAGCCAUGUCAUGAUAUAGCCAUUGUUAUCAGACUUAUCAUAUUAAUACUAAAACAGGUCACCUGUAAGGACUGUACAAAAAACACAAGGUACAGUUUAUCCCCGUAAGAGCUGUACGUGAAUAUAUCUUAUGGAGAUCAACUUUACCUUUUUGACUGGUGUGUUUAAUUUUUAAUGUAAUCAUAUAGUUAAUGAAAUUCAGAAAAAUGGGCGACCAAAAACUUAUUACAGUGUAAAUGUUAACUUCUACAAAGAAAAACUUUCAAAGAAACUCUAUGUUAUAUUCUUUGUUUCAUUUUCCUAAAACACAAUUCAUUUUCAACUGCAAUGUGCAUGUAUUAUAAUUGUUUGGUUCCUUUGUCUGUUGUAUAAAAUCACAGGGGCUUGACAUGUUCCUGUGACCCACCCCAGGGUGUGACCCCUUAAAUUACUUAUUGAUAAGAAAAAUUAACCCAGCCAGGGUUCAACCCCAAGUUCACUUAUUAUUUAUGGGUUGGACCCAGAGGUAUUUUUUCCUUCUGGGUCAUAGGAACAUAUCAAGCCCCUGUGUAUAUAUAUAUAUUUUUUUUGUAUGUUCAUAUCUCAUUAUGAAACUGCUUUUAUUAGUUUUCACAAUUAUAUUUAUCAAAUAAGCUGUAACCAGAGUUAUAUACACAUUUGAUUAGUGUCUAUUUUUAUUAUUUAGUUGUGUGCCAUGAUUAAUGUCUGUAAACGACUGUGAUUGAAAUUGAUGUCAUUCUCUAUAUUUACUAGUUACUGAGUAAACAUUGAGGUGUAAAUUGUAUUUAUAAAAUGUUGUAGAAUCAAUACUUCUGUUUAAUUGAAUUUAGAUAAAAUUAAUUGCAUAAAUAUUACACAAAAGGUUUGGUUUGAGUAGAAUUGUAUUUGUACUGUCCAAUUAGUACUUUCUGUUGUUUGUAGAUAGUAUAUUAAAUGUUGUGAUUUUUACUCCAGAAAGGUGCAGUUGUAACAAAUUUUAGAAAUUAACCUAUUAUUUUUUACCUUAACUGAAAUAGGACGUUCAAUAUAAUAAUUGUAGUCAUUCCUGUUUUAGAUAAUUGCCAUGUUAAAUGUUAAAGUUACCUUCAAACUAAGAGAUAAAUCAUAGAAAUCUGAAUGAACAUCCAAUAGCCAGGGAUAUGAGAAAUGAUACAAUGAUGUUACUAUAGCUAAUGCUGUAUUCUGUCCUGUUAAUACUCUUUAUAUUGUAUUACAUUGUAACAAUAUGUGUAUGGUCAGGGUAGUUUUGAUUGUGUUCUUCAUUGCAAUAUUGUAUACAGACAAAAUUGAAUCAGUCUGUAUUCUAUAGCUUCACAGUGACUCCAUGUGCAUAUCCUUUAGACUCUAAUACGACUCUUAAUGACAAAGUGUGUAUGAUUCCAAACAGCAUAGUUUUUAGAGCGAAUAAUGGCAUAAUGUUUUAGGCACAUACUGGGAUAGUUUGUGAGGCGCUUAAUGCCAUUGUUGGUAAGGUACAUAUUAACUGCAUGAUUUUAAGGCGGGCGCAUAAUAGCAUACACAGUUUGUAAGGUGCAUAAAAGUAUAUUUUGUAAGGCACAUAACCCUACUGUUGAUAAGGUGUGUACCGGCAUAAUUUGUAAUGUGCAUAACGAUAUUGUUGGUAGGAAGCAUAACAGCAUUAUUUGUAAGACGCCUAAAGACGUUAUUUGUAAAGUGCAUAACCGCGUUAUUUGUAAGGCGCAUAACCACGUUAUUUGUAAGGGGCAUAAAGGCGUUAUUUGUAAGGCGCAUAACCACGUUAUUUGUAAGGGGCAUAAAGGCGUUAUUUGUAAGGCGCAUAAAGGCGUUAUUUGUAAGGUGCAUAAAAGUGUUAUUUGUAAGGCGCAUAAAGGCGUUAUUUGUAAGGCGCAUAAAGGCGUUAUUUGUAAGGUGCAUAAAAGUGUUAUUUGUAAGGCGCAUAACGGCGUUAUUUGUUAGGCACAUUGCGGCGUUGUUAGUAAGUUGCAUACAGACAUAGCUUGAUACCACCCAAGGACAAUAAUAUAAAAAAAGUCCUAUAAUUAGAUAAAUAUUUAUAGGGUUUGAAAUACAAAGUAUUCUUCUUUUGAUUACUCAUGAUAUGAGUAUAAAUAUGUUUGUUUACUUAGAUUUUAAAUACAUUAUUUAUUUAAGUAGAUUUGAUUUGAAGAAAAGACAAAACAUUGCAUCAUAUUGGUAUCGACAGCUUUAAAAAUAAUACUUGUCCACCGUUCAAUUUUCCAUAACGGUAAAAAAAUAUGUAAUGUUAAUGAGCAAAAUACAUGUACCAUGUUGGUUUAAACAGUAUUUUAUUUUGUAAACAGCAAAGUUGUACACAUUACAUGAAUGUAAGGAUUCGAAAACAAGCCUAAAGCUUAUAUUAAUUCGUCUCCUUAUAAAAGAAAUAGCAAAAUAUAAACAGGCGACGGUAGGUCAAAAGAGCAUGGAUAUGGUAAGUUUAAUACAAAGUUGAAACCAGAAAAAUUAGGUAAUAAUGAAAAUCAUAAUUCAAAAUCUUAAUCCAUGUCCCAACUGUGUCAGUACCAGUAUGUACAUGAUACAUGUACCAUGUUAACAGUGCUGUAUCCGGUAUUGAUUUGAAGAAAGUCAUGUCAGUACGUGGUCCAUUACUUCAGUUAUAAGAUCCCGGUUAACACUUUAUUGUACAUUUGUUGUUCAUAUAAAAAAAAACACAAAUAAGAAUGUUUAGCAUCAAAGUUCUAUACAUAAAAUGUCAGACAUUGCUUUAAGUUAAAGUAAGGGAGUGACUUGCGUGUAUAAAAGAUUUGGAGAUAUUGUUAAGUCUUUUUAUCAAAAUACAUUGUUAUAUCACAGAUAAUCAAGGUCCAUUGUUGUAGGUAUUGUAUGUCUAAUUUAUUGUUUUAAACAGUAUUGUUCUUUCAUACAUGCUCUAUUCAAACUGCCGAAAUGCAAAAAAUCAAUGCUAGUUUUCGUUGACAUGUACGCCGGUAAUGGUAAUAGUGAACGGAAUUUAUUAUCAAACACAGCUUCUUCAUAUAAAUGCUGUUCAUCACAAGGGUCAUGUUGUUCAACACAAGGGUCAUGUUGUUCAACACAAGGGUCAUGUUGUUCAUCACAAGGGUCAUGUUGUUCAACACAAGGGUCAUGUUGUUCAACACAAGGGUCAUGUUGUUCAUCACAAGGGACAUGCUGCCAUUUCAUGCUCUAAUUGCUGCACUGGGAAUGACGGGUUUAGAAAUAAAACGAAUCAAGAAAUGAUAA
Messenger RNA from Pecten maximus, 8283 nucleotides. RefSeq lists its product as uncharacterized. NCBI's taxonomy places the organism in Eukaryota, Metazoa, Mollusca, Bivalvia, Pectinida, Pectinidae. The record is from RefSeq and is a predicted model, not a curated record. Bases 169 to 2169 code for a protein of 666 amino acids. Gene Ontology annotation, molecular function: protein binding. The transcript is spliced from 10 exons.